Messenger RNA from Lottia gigantea (owl limpet), 1371 nucleotides. RefSeq lists its product as hypothetical. The record is from RefSeq and is a predicted model, not a curated record. Gene Ontology annotation, biological process: intracellular glucose homeostasis; glycolytic process; glucose 6-phosphate metabolic process. Gene Ontology annotation, cellular component: cytosol; mitochondrion. Lineage: Eukaryota; Metazoa; Mollusca; Gastropoda; Lottiidae. Gene Ontology annotation, molecular function: glucokinase activity; D-glucose binding; fructokinase activity. The transcript has 10 exons. The annotation marks the transcript as partial.
UUUCAGAUUGAAGCCUUCGUGAAGGGUUUUAAACUUUCUACCUUGACCUACAAACGGGUCAUGAACCUGUUAAACAGUGAAAUGAAUGCUGGACUUACCAAACACACCAACCAUGCGGCAGACAUUAAAAUGUUUCCGACAUUUGUACGAUCAUUACCAGAUGGAUCAGAAAAAGGAGAGUUUUUAGCGCUUGAUUUGGGUGGAACUAAUUUUCGAGUAUUGCUGGUCAAAUUACAUGGUAGUGAUGUAGAAAUUGAAAGUAAAACAUAUUUAAUACCUCAGAGAAUUAUGUUAGGCACAGGAAUACAAUUAUUUGAUCAUAUAGCAGAUUGUAUUGGUAAAUUUAUCAAAGAUCAUAAUAUACAGGGUCAGAAAUUACCAUUAGGUUUUACAUUCUCCUUCCCUUGUAAACAAGAAGAUUUAGCUGCUGCCCGUCUGUCAAAAUGGACAAAAGGUUUCCGUUGUGAAGGUGUUGUAGGAGAAAAUAUCUGUCACUUGUUACAUGAAGCCUUAAAGCGUAGAACUAACUGUGAUGUCGAAAUAUUGGCUAUAGUCAAUGAUGCUGUAGGAACAUUGAUGUCUGCUGCCCAUAGUGACAGGAACUGUGAAAUUGGCCUCAUUUUAGGUACAGGUUGUAACGCAUGUUAUAUGGAGAAUUUAGAUAAUGUUGGAUUGUGGGAAGCCCCAGGUGAUGAUCAUCCACAACAGGUGAUUAUUAAUACAGAAUGGGGAGCAUUUGGUGAUAAUGGUUGUUUAGACUUCAUACGUACAGAAUAUGAUUUAGAAUUAGAUACAUACAGUAUUAAUCCUGGUAAACAAAUAUUAGAAAAGAUGAUAUCUGGUAUGUAUAUGGGUGAGAUAGUAAGAUUAGUAUUAGAAAGAUUGACAUAUGAAGGAUUGUUGUUACAAGGAGCAGAUCGGGAAUGUGCUUUAUAUGAACGAGGAAGAUUUUACACUAAAUAUGUUUCUGAAAUAGAAAGUGAUCAUGAUGAAUUUUUUGCCAAUACCAAACAAGUGUUAGAAGAAUUAGGUGUAGAAAAUUUCACCUCAGAAGACUGUAAGAUUGUUAAAUAUGUUUGCACUCUUGUUUCCGCACGUGCUGCAUUUCUGGCCGCGGCAGGUCUGGCUACACUCAUCACUAAAAUUGGUCGUAAAGAAAUGACAAUAGCUGUUGAUGGUUCACUCUAUAGAUUUCAUCCACGUUUUCAUAAUCUCAUGUGCCUUAAAAUACAGGAACUCAUCAAACCUGGCCAGAAGUUUAAGCUGGCUUUAUCCCAUGAUGGAAGCGGUAAGGGGGCAGCACUAGUGGCUGCCGUGGCAACGAGAUUAAGAAAUAAUAAAGUAUUAAGGGAGGUAAAAGUACCAGCUUGA